Colletotrichum gloeosporioides is the source of this 366-nucleotide messenger RNA. RefSeq lists its product as uncharacterized. NCBI's taxonomy places the organism in Eukaryota, Fungi, Ascomycota, Sordariomycetes, Glomerellales, Glomerellaceae. The coding region runs from base 1 to 366 and encodes 121 amino acids. The record is from RefSeq and is a predicted model, not a curated record. The transcript has 4 exons.
AUGAAGGCGUCUGUCAUCUUCUCAGCUCUGCUCAUCUCCAGCGCGCUCGGAGCCAUCGACGACUAUUGCACGGACAGCAAUGGGAACGUCGGGACCUGUCAAAAAACGUCGAAGUGUAGCUCCCUAAACGGUCUCACCGUGAACAAUAAAUGCCCCAACGAUCCAGCCAAUGUCAAGUGCUGUCUUUACCCCGACUGCAAAACCGAAAGCGGCAUCUGCAAGAAGGACAGUCUCUCCUGCCCCGGCGGCUACGUUACUGGCGAGUGCCCAGGCAAGGCACACUACCGCUGCUGCAAAUGGGCCCAGAAGCCACCGAUUUGUACCAGGGGAGACAAGGGCCGCCGCUGCAUUCCCGUCGGAUCGUGA